Molecule: messenger RNA, 1341 nt
Organism: Baudoinia panamericana UAMH 10762
Lineage: Eukaryota; Fungi; Ascomycota; Dothideomycetes; Mycosphaerellales; Teratosphaeriaceae
Product: glycoside hydrolase family 17 protein
Exons: 3
Coding region: 87-953 (288 amino acids)
Biological process (GO): carbohydrate metabolic process; cell wall organization
Cellular component (GO): fungal-type cell wall; extracellular region; cell surface
Molecular function (GO): 1,3-beta-glucanosyltransferase activity; glucan endo-1,3-beta-D-glucosidase activity
Source: RefSeq, a predicted model, not a curated record
CUUUUUUAACCUACUGUACAGACGUCUCCUCUAAGGCUUUCAUCCUUUCAGUCACUCGCUAUUCUUAUAGGAUAUUACUUGCAACGAUGAAGUUCUCCUCCUUCGCUACCUUGGCUGCGGCCGCCCUUCCUCUCGCAUCUGCUUACUGGAAGGGUGUUAAUGUUGGUGCAAACAACCCGGAUGGCAGCUGCAAAUCGCAGGAUGACUGGGAGCGGGCGUUCAACGACCUUCAGAGCGUACCACAAUACUUCACGAGCGUUCGCCUUUACGCCACCAGCGAUUGCGGAACCCUAGCCAACGCUGUCCCUGCAGCCUUGAACACUGGUACCCAGAUCUUGGUUGGCGUUUGGACAGAGGAUGCGGGUCAUUACGCGGCGGAGAAGCAGGCCCUGAUUGACGCCAUCAACGCCCAUGGCAGCGACUGGAUUCUCGCUAUCUCCGUUGGGUCGGAAGAUCUCUACCGUGGCGACACCGACGCUGGUACACUCGCGCAGCAGAUCUACGAUGUUAGGGGCAUGGUCAACGCCAUGGGCGUUUACACUGAGGUCGGCCACGUCGACACCUGGACCGCAUGGGUGGACAACGCCAACACAGAUGUUAUCGUCGCUUCUGACUUCAUUGGCAUGGACGGUUACCCGUACUUCCAAUCCAGCGAUAUUAGCAGCGCCUACGACACCUUCUGGCAAUCCGUGGAUGCAACCCGUAACCAGGUCAACGCCAUCAGCCCUGGCAAGUGGGUCUGGGUGACCGAGACCGGCUGGCCAGUCUCUGGACCAGACUAUGGUGCUGCCCAGCCUUCUCAGGCCAAUGCUCAGGCUUACUGGAAGAGUGUUGGUUGCUCCGCCAUUGAAUCUGUCCACUUGUUCUGGUACUGCUACCAGGACUCGCCUGCCUCGCCUUCGUUCGGCCUGUGGGAUGCGAACCGAGACUGGACCAUCGACGUCUCGUGCUAAACGGGAGGCGACUAGGUUCUUCAAGAACUGAACCCCAAGCUCAGAAAGCAACGGUAACACAAAAGCGAGCACGGAGCAUCGCCUUUGACUUCAUUACGCUCCUUUGGAAAUAGAAGUUCAUAUACAUGAAGCUGUAAUGCCCGAUAUACUCCUUCACGCUUUCCCACCGUUUCUGCUGUGACGAGGAAUACCUGAUCUGUGCGCGCUAGUUUCUGAUUCAGAUGAUGGGUUGAGUGUGUCGGCAGUGAUCAGUCGAACGUUGUACAAUUGCAUGAAAAACAUGCUAGCAGUUUCGAGGAGUAAUGUCUCAAAUGUUCUACCCUCCUGCGGUCGUCCGCAGUGAAAAGACAGGUAGUGAACAUACGCUCAUCAUAACCGCUGGGGUAAG